CACAACCGAAUAUGCUUCCCAAAUUUAAACGUCUGUCUUCACUCCCAAUAUCUCUCCGUCGCUAUAAAUGCAACCCUGUAGCCGCUCUUCUUGCUUGUAUCGAAUCAAGCUAAGCCAAUUGCAGUCCCGUUUAUCAGAAACGUCUUCAGAAACUUAAGUAUGGGUUUGAAGGAGGAAUUUGAGGAGUAUGCCGAGAAGGCUAAGACCCUGCCUGAGAACACCAGCAAUGAGAACAAGCUUAUUCUGUAUGGACUGUUCAAACAAGCAACCGUUGGACCAGUGAACACUAGCCGUCCCGGCAUCUUCAAUAUGAGGGACCGAGCAAAGUGGGAUGCCUGGAAAGCGGUUGAAGGAAAAUCCAAGGAUGAGGCAAUGAGUGAUUAUAUAACCAAGGUGAAACAGCUGCAAGAAGAAGCUGCUGCAUCUGCUUAAUUCAAGAACUGCCUGUCUUUCUUCCCCUUGUAACUGUGUUUGAAAAACUGGUUGAAGUUAAUAACAGCAGCAAACAUUGUGGUUUACCCUUAUUGUGCUGUAUCUUCUUCUUCCGUAUAUGAAGUUACUUGUGCCUUGAUCAGGUACAACAGGGUUUUUCUUACAA
Diospyros lotus (date-plum) is the source of this 598-nucleotide messenger RNA. Its product is annotated as acyl-CoA-binding protein-like. Bases 160 to 432 code for a protein of 90 amino acids. The record is from RefSeq and is a predicted model, not a curated record. Lineage: Eukaryota; Viridiplantae; Streptophyta; Magnoliopsida; Ericales; Ebenaceae. Gene Ontology annotation, biological process: fatty acid metabolic process. The transcript is spliced from 4 exons. Gene Ontology annotation, molecular function: fatty-acyl-CoA binding.